AUGGUGCAAAGCGUGGCCGUGAAGAAGACGACCAAGGACGCCGCCUUACUAAGCAUGCAAAGAAAGCCAACCAAGCUGUACGAGACCAGCGGGAAUUCCGAGGAAAUUACCCACGCCCACCGGGUGGAUACAUCAAGCCGGAACGAAGUGCAGCGGUGUGGUCCCCGUCGACCCAGAAGCCCAAGCGAUGAAGCCCUCGAUUCGCACCUGGCCGAGCUGACCGCGGCAUGCUGUGCUUUGUUUGCCAGCAGCCAGCACACAUGGCUCGGGAGGCAAGAACACCUCCUUCAAGCGGUUCAAGGCGAGGGAACGCAAAGCGAAGAUGCAAGCGAAGCAAAUGAAGAAGCCCCCACCGCCCACCAGGGAAGAUGGCGGGCGUUGGAUGCGGCUAACAGUGUGUUGGAAGUUCAAUACUGCCCGGACACCGGCGCAGACCAGAACAUUAUGCCACAGGCCAUGGUGGACAAACUUCAAGUGUUACAGCCCCACUUCAAGUAG
Aphanomyces astaci is the source of this 498-nucleotide messenger RNA. RefSeq lists its product as hypothetical. The record is from RefSeq and is a predicted model, not a curated record. The coding region runs from base 1 to 498 and encodes 165 amino acids. Lineage: Eukaryota; Oomycota; Saprolegniomycetes; Saprolegniales; Verrucalvaceae. The transcript is spliced from 2 exons.